Messenger RNA from Chlorella variabilis, 336 nucleotides. RefSeq names its product expressed protein. The transcript is spliced from 2 exons. Lineage: Eukaryota; Viridiplantae; Chlorophyta; Trebouxiophyceae; Chlorellales; Chlorellaceae. The coding region runs from base 1 to 336 and encodes 111 amino acids. The record is from RefSeq and is a predicted model, not a curated record.
AUGGAGGUCGCCGCGCCGCUACAGGCCCGAGAACUCACUCUGCGCUACGAGGCGGUGAUCGCAAAAGGCUGGGAACUGCUGGCGCUUUCAGCAGGAGCCGGCGUGGACCCCGCGGCGGUCGCCGCCUUGGACUUCACCACGACGGCGUCUCAGCCGUCCCCACGCAGCGCAUUGACUGAUGCUCUUGCCGGCGAGCGCCAUGCGUGCCCCGGCUCCCCAGCAUCCCCCUCGAGCCCCGCGGCACCCUCCUCCAGCUCUGCGCCUCGCAAGAGUGCGCUGACAGACGCGUUGAAGCGGGCGGGCCUUGCCGGCACGCCGGCGCCCGCCUGCAGCUGA